This is a messenger RNA of Tarenaya hassleriana, 1681 nucleotides long. Its product is annotated as 50S ribosomal protein L1-like. The transcript has 11 exons. Gene Ontology annotation, biological process: translation. Bases 92 to 1372 code for a protein of 426 amino acids. Gene Ontology annotation, cellular component: large ribosomal subunit. Gene Ontology annotation, molecular function: structural constituent of ribosome; RNA binding. NCBI's taxonomy places the organism in Eukaryota, Viridiplantae, Streptophyta, Magnoliopsida, Brassicales, Cleomaceae. The record is from RefSeq and is a predicted model, not a curated record.
AAAAAGGAGAGAUAUCUCUGACCCCCUUAAACGGUUAAACCCCAAAAUCGCUUUGUCGCCGAAAAUCCUCUGUGGAAAGAGAGAAGGAACGAUGGCAGCCAUGAAGCUUCUACUCUCGCAAGCUCGCCGCCAUGGCCUCACCAAACAAUUCUCUUCUUCAUUUCCACACUUUCCCAGACUCCUCUCUUCCUCGUCUUCUUCAUCCUCUGAUGCUAACCCUUCGUCGGAUCCAAACUCGAAUCCGCCGCGGAAUGAAUCCCUGAGAAAGCCCGUCACGAUCGAACCAGUAUCGUACGCCGCAAAACCCAAGGACCCCUCCGUCGCCGAAGAUGCUUCUCCGCCGGCCCCGCGGACCGAAUCGGCGCAUAAUCGUCAGUCGCAGUGGUCUCCGGAUUCGGCGGAGACUCGUACGAACUGGACGCGCGAGGAAAUUCGCUACGUGAAAGACGCUGCUUCGAUCUCGCCAGUGUCGUACCCUAAUCGAGUGGCUCCGCUUCCGGAGGAUCGAGUCGCGGCAGAGACGGAUGGGAACACGGAGGAGAUGAAUCAGGAGAGGGUGAGGAUUGAAGCGGAGAAUCGGACCAGGAGAAGGUAUUUCAGAGCUGCUCCGGCGGAGGAAGACACUGCUUCGCUUCCAUUGCCAACAUUGCUUAAGUCGGACCUGAAGCAGGGAAAGAGACCCGUUGUGGAUCUUAUGGAGGCCAUAAGAGAAAUAAAGGCCAAUGCCAAGGCGAAAUUCGACGAGACUCUAGAGGCGCAUGUGAGAUUGGGCAUUGAAAGAGGAAGAUCUGAGCUGAUAGUUCGUGGUACUUUGGCUCUACCUCAUUCUGUGAAGAAGGAGGUGAAAGUGGCCUUCUUUGCUGAAGGGUCUGAUGCAGAGGAUGCUAAGGCUGCUGGUGCUGAUAUCGUCGGUGGUCUUGACCUUAUCGAGGAAAUCUCAAAAAGCGGCAAGAUUAAUUUUGACAGAUGUUUUGCAACUCCUCAAAUGAUGCCUCGUGUUUAUAAGAUAUCAAGGAUUCUUAACAGUCAUGGUUUGAUGCCAAACCCCAAACAAGGUAGUGUGACCAAGGAUGUUGCAAAAGCUGUCAAAGACGCAAAGGCUGGUCACACCAAAUUUAGAAUGGACAAAACUUCUAUCUUGCAUGUGCCACUUGGAAAGUUGAGCUUUCCAGAGGAGGCUUUACGAGAAAAUGUUGGUGCGUUUAUGAACGCUCUUUUACAGGCAAAGCCUGCCGGAUUGAAAAAGACUUCAAAGUAUGCUGGUUAUGUGAAUGCAUUCCACUUAUGCAGUACGAUGGGUCGGGGUUAUCCCGUAUCAAUACAGUCGCUAUCCAGAGCAGCGGAUCUCUCUACCAAGUUGCAGCUCAAGUGAUCAACGCGUACUGUCAGUACACUCUCUCAAGUUCAAAUCUCAGUACUUGAUUUAUUUGGUUUUACAGGAAUAAACCCUUUGGUUCGACCGUAUUGAAACCGAACCGAACCAGCAUCUGAAGACUGAAACUAAUGUCUUAUUGCAACUGAUUCAAUUUUUGUUUUUGUUUUUUUGCCGAUUUGUUAACUCUUUAAAUCUUUUUUUUUUAAAUUUCUCGAAAGUGAUGGCGCAUGUGUUUUGUCUUAAUUUUAAACUCUCAGGUGAAAUAUUUUAAUGAAGGAUGACAAAAGAUGGAUGUUUUUCUGUUCC